CAACCAGCGGAAAGGAACUGCGCCUGCGUUUGGGCCGUCGCUCCCGGCGUGCAUUGUGGGAGCUGUAGUUCAUAUGGUUGAGUUGCAACCCGGGUUAGACGAUGCUGCCUGGCCUCCUGCAUUUUGUGUGUGAAGCUUAGAGAUGGAAUGGUUCAUGGAAGGGUCUGACCAAAGAGGAAGUUAGGUUGGAAUAAUGUGGGAAGAAGGAAUACCUUGAAAAAUGGAAACAAGGUGUUAUGAUUGGAUAUGGCUGAAGACGACUGAAAUCACUAAUUCCAUGAAGCUGGUUUUCCUCAUUUCUGGAAGAGCAGAAAAGACGUGAUUGGACGGAGGUAGCAGCUGCUAGACUGGAGCUCUGCCAUGCCGUUUCAGAUGCUCUAGUAAAUCUAGUUCCUUAAGUGAAACUGUAGGCUACAAAAUUUCUCUUUCCUGGAAUUACAAGUGGCACGCCUCAACAUGGCUCCUCGGGACAUAAUGACGAACUCUCAUGCCAAGUCCAUUCUUAACACGAUGAACUCCUUGAGGAAGAGUAACACCUUGUGUGACGUCACACUGCGAGUUGACAGCAAGGACUUUCCUGUGCAUCGUAUUGUCCUGGCAGCGUGCAGUGAUUACUUCUGUGCCAUGUUCACUAGUGAGCUUUCAGAGAAGAGUAAACCUGAUGUUGAUAUCCAGGGCCUGACAGCCUCCACCAUGGAGAUUCUACUAGACUUUGUGUACACAGAAACGGUUCAUGUUACCGUGGAGAAUGUCCAGGAACUACUUCCUGCAGCUUGCCUCCUCCAGCUGAAAGGUGUGAAGCAGGCUUGCUGUGAAUUCUUGGAGAGUCAGUUAGACCCAUCCAACUGCUUGGGAAUCCAAGAGUUUGCCGAAACUCACAGCUGUGUGGAUCUGAUGCAGGCUGCAGAAGUGUUCAGCCAGAAGAACUUUCCAGAAGUAGUGCAGCAUGAAGAAUUCAUGCUUCUAAAUAAGGAGGAAGUGGAAAAACUCAUCAGGUGUGAUGAGAUUCAGGUGGAUUCGGAAGAACCUGUGUUUGAAGCAGUAAUAAACUGGGUAAAACACUCUAAGAAGGAACGAGAAGACUUCCUACCAGAUCUGCUGCAAUAUGUAAGGAUGCCACUGCUCACACCAAGAUAUAUCACGGAUAUUAUUGAUGCUGAGCCUCUGAUUCGAUGCAGCCUUCAGUGUCGAGAUCUAGUGGAUGAAGCCAAGAAGUUUCACUUGAGGCCAGAAAUUCGAACACAGAUGCAAAGUCCCCGAACCAGGCCAAGGCUAGGAGCCAAUGAAGUAUUAUUAGUGAUCGGAGGGUUUGGAAGCCAGCAGUCUCCUAUUGAUGUGGUGGAGAAGUACAAUCCAAAGUCUCAAGAGUGGAGUUUCCUGUCGAGCAUCACCAGGAAACGCAGAUAUGUGGCCACGGUGUCGUUGAAUGAUCGGAUAUAUGUGAUUGGUGGAUAUGAUGGUCGAUCUCGACUUAGCUCAGUAGAAUGUCUGGACUACACAUCUGAUGAGGAUGGAGUCUGGUACUCAGUUGCCCCAAUGAAUGUGCGCCGAGGCCUAGCAGGAGCCACAACACUCGGAGAUAUGAUCUAUGUAGCAGGUGGCUUUGAUGGGAGCAGACGACACACUAGUAUGGAGAGGUACGACCCAAACAUUGAUCAGUGGAGCAUGCUGGGGGACAUGCAGACAGCAAGAGAAGGGGCUGGUCUUGUUGUGGCGAAUGGAAUCAUCUACUGUCUUGGAGGAUAUGAUGGGAUUAACAUUCUGAGCUCUGUGGAGAGAUAUGACCCACACACUGGACACUGGACACAUGUCACACCAAUGGCUACCAAGCGCUCAGGAGCUGGGGUGGCUCUGCUGAAUGACCAUAUUUACGUGGUUGGUGGCUUUGAUGGAACGGCUCAUCUUGCAUCGGUUGAAGCAUAUAACAUUCGCACAGACUCGUGGGUGAUGAUAACUAACAUGACAACACCUCGAUGCUACGUGGGAGCAGCAGUACUUCGUGGGAGAUUAUAUGCAAUUGCUGGGUAUGACGGGAAUUCUUUGCUGAGCAGUAUCGAGUACUAUGACCCAGUUAUUGACAGCUGGGAUAUAGUAACUUCAAUGGGAACUCAACGCUGUGAUGCUGGUGUGUGCGUGCUACGGGAGAAGUGAAAAACCAAGCAAGAAUAAGGAGAGUCACGGAGAAGAACUGAAUCUCAGCAACGUUUCAUUUCAGUUGUGUUGUUUGUCUCUAAGUGCAAUAUUUGGACUUAAAUGUAAAUCCAUCCAUAAGUAAGCAGUAGUUUGCACAGAAAAGUAGUUCUGUGGUCCUAGAUUAAACUGCAAGAAUUGGAAAAUUUUGACAUAGUAGAUAACAGAAUUUUUUAUACAAAUCAGAGAGAUCAGUUACCACUACACAAAGAGUAUCAAGGGCAGGAAAGACCUGUGUUUACUGCUUGUGCAAAUGUGAAGUAUGACAUUCUAAUGUCUACAGAUCACUGCUCGUGCUUAAUAUUUAUAGUUAUAAUCAUGCUCAAAUCUUCAGUGAGAGCACAGAAACAGAUCAUAAGGUUCAUGUUUCCAAGACUGCUGCGGCAUCUUAUUUAUAUUAGUGACUUCUCAGUCCUGAGCACUACUGAAACACAUUAUACACACUUGCCAAUGGCAGCCCUUUCUUACUAAUUGUUUUAACUAAUUUAUACCUGUAAAAGAAAUGACAAAUUUAAUACAUAACCUUUGUACUUUUGUAAAGAUGUUAAAUUCUGCUGUAGAUUUUCAUUUAUUACUUGUGAAACAGCUUGACUGUAUAUAAGGCACUAGCAUAUUUCACCAGCAGGGUUACCUUCAGAGAAGACGUGAAUUUGGAAUCCCACAACAUUUCUCUUGUAUCACCUUACCUGCACUCAAGGAUAUCGUGGGGUAUCUAACCUGCCUAGUUCAGCUAUUAUUUUGCAACACCUCAUUCCACAAUGGAAUUAGUUCUCCCCAAUUUUGUGAUAUUACAAGAUAAAAUGUCAAAAUAUAAGCAGUCAUGAUGUAGCAAUCUUAAACAACCCUGAUUGAAAUCUUUUCACAUUCCUUCCCUAUAUUCAUCUAGUUUUACCUUAAAUGUAUCUAUGAUGUUUACCUCCAGCAUUUUGUGUGUUUUGAAUGGAUUUACAGCAUCUGCAGAUUUUCUCGUUUGUACAUAAAUGUUCUCUAUUUGCCUGGU
Molecule: messenger RNA, 3190 nt
Organism: Hypanus sabinus (Atlantic stingray)
Lineage: Eukaryota; Metazoa; Chordata; Chondrichthyes; Myliobatiformes; Dasyatidae
Gene: klhl12
Product: kelch-like family member 12
Exons: 14
Coding region: 457-2151 (564 amino acids)
Molecular function (GO): protein binding
Source: RefSeq, a predicted model, not a curated record